This is a messenger RNA of Candidula unifasciata, 372 nucleotides long. Lineage: Eukaryota; Metazoa; Mollusca; Gastropoda; Stylommatophora; Geomitridae. The record is from the annotation of a GenBank genome assembly.
AUGUGUGGGAUAUCAAGCACUCAGUCUGGAUGUGUGGGGAAAUCACGCACUAAGUAUAGAUGUGUGGGGAAAUCACGCACUAAGUCUGGAUGUGUGGGGAAAUCACGCACUAAGUCUGGAUGUGUGUGGAAAUCACGCACUAAGUCUGGAUGUGUGGGGAAAUCACGCACUAAGUCUGGAUGUGUGGGGAAAUCACGCACUAAGUCUGGAUGUGUCAAUUCAGCCACAAAUAGAAUGAUUGUGCCAAGAUCGAUCGCAAUUAUUCGGUCAAUAUUGCUGUUGGACGUCUGUCAGCAGUUUCUCAUCUGGGACUGCAGACAAAAAAGGGGGGAAAAAGGGGGGGGGGGGGGGGUCACCCAGUUCCAUUUGUAG